This is a messenger RNA of Ixodes scapularis (black-legged tick), 2509 nucleotides long. RefSeq names its product basic proline-rich protein. NCBI's taxonomy places the organism in Eukaryota, Metazoa, Arthropoda, Arachnida, Ixodida, Ixodidae. The record is from RefSeq and is a predicted model, not a curated record. Bases 1 to 1995 code for a protein of 664 amino acids. The transcript is spliced from 4 exons.
AUGGUAGCGGAAGAAAGUGUCGUGGCCCUGGCAGUGGCUGAUGAUGAAAAGGAAGCGGCGGAAGAGGAACUGGUUAAGCGCGCCCAGAACUCUGGUAUAAUGUCCACCUUUAUGCCUGACCCACAGGGCGCUGGCUACGUGAUGGCCUUCCCUAUGGACGACAGCAAGCCGUCCAAUGGUGCCACUAACACCACCCCGACUGCCGAUGAUCAGCAGCAGCAGCAGCAACAGCAGCAGCAAAGCGCGCCGACCUCGCCGGAGUCGGAGGAGCCCAAAUCUUCAGCUCCGGAGGAAUCACCUGUUGUCGAGGCCGUGGUGGUCGAAUCGGGGUCGGACAGGCCCAAGGCGGACGACAUCCGAAAGAUUUUGGGUGUCUACAACGCGGCCAUGUCGGCCAAACUUAAGCCCAUUCCCCCGGAGAAGCCCAAGCAGUUUCUUUUUCCCCCGCCCCGGAAACAGUACGGGCCGGGCGGCUUUCCCGUCCUUUCUGCUGUAGACGAGCCUGAGGACGGCAUUCGGUUCAUUGAAGUCCCGGAGGCCGCGUCCAGUUUCAUGCACCGGUCUCUGGUGGUUGAGAGCGACAACGACGUCCAGGCCCUCUCCGACAAGAAGGACAAGGACGACGAUGAUGAAGAACAGGUCGUGGUGAGCGUUCCCUCGUCCAGCGAGAACCAAGAGCAGAACAAGGGAGAGUCCCAGCAGAAGGCUCCUUUGGGCAUGCCCGCCAUGCGACCUCCCUUCUUCCCGAGGGUGCCGUACCAGGGCUCGCCUCUGGUGCUCAUGCUCGUGGCCCGAGUCCCCGUGCCGGUGCCCGUUCCUGUGCCCAGCGCUUCGGCCAUGCCACGAUACGGGAUGGCGCCUCCCCCGUUCGCGCCGUUUCCAGGAAUGAUGCGCCGCAUGGCGCUCGCGCCGCCACCACGCUUCGCGCAGCCCUUCUACCCGGGCCCACCUCCACCUUUCUUCCCGCAUCCUGCAGGACCCAUGCCCGACAUGAUGCCACCCUUCGCAAUGCCCCCGCCUAUGUUCCGUCAUCCUGGGAUGUAUCCCCCGUUCAUGCCGCAUCCGGCCAUGAUGCCCCAUCCCGGCAUGAUGCCCCAUCCCGGCAUGAUGCCUCAUCCAGGCAUGAUGCCUCAUCCGAGCAUGAUGCCUCAUCCGAGUAUGAUGCCUCAUCCUGCCAUGAUGCCGCACCCUGCUAUGAUGCCUCAUCCCGGCAUGAUGCCCCACCCGGCUAUGAUGCCCCAUCCGCCAAUGAUGCCUCACCCAGGGAUGUACCCUAGCCCGAUGUCGAGCAUGCUGCCCCCUCCCGCCUUCAUGGCCCCGCCGAUGCACCCGCUGCACCCAAUGCAUCCGAUGAACCGCGGCCCCGUCGGCGUCAUCGUGCCGGUCGGACUCGUGCUGUCCCACCCGGAGGCAGCAACCUUCCGUCCUCGGAUGCCGCCGAUGCAGCAGGCCCCCAAGCUGGAGCUGCCGUUCCCGGAGGCCCGCGGCAUGGCCCCGUCGCAGGCUCCCUUCCUGUUCCGCGGUCCCCCGAUGCCCCCCCGCCCCGAGCCCCGAGUGGUCCCGCAGGAUCGGAGGCCCUUCAUGGUCGGCGUGGAGGAGCUGCCCCAGAGGAUGCAUCCCCGCGAGCAGAUGGGUCCCGUUCUUGUGAAGCCCGAGGGCCCUCGUAGGGGGCCCCUGCCGCUUGCGGGACCCCGGCCCGAGCCAACCCUGCUGCGCAGGCCCUGGCCCCUGGCGCCACCCCACGCAGCAGCCGCCCAGCAGCAGCCGGAAGCGAUGCAGCAGAAACCUUCCUUCCCGAUGGCCGAGGUGAUCCGGCGCCAAGCCCGGCUGGUGCUCAACGUGCCUCCGUCGGACGAGCGGCUGGGCGUCAGCUACAUGCCGUCCAAGAUGAUGAUGACGCCCCGCAUGGGAUCCAGCGGCGACCUGAACCCGGCGUCGACCCUGGAGACUGCCAGCACUGUGCUGCGCUUCCUGCUCAGGAACCAGGGAGCCUGAAAUCCCCCAAAGAUCCGCUUCGCCAAAACAAGAAGGGCACGCGUGGCCCCCGCUCUCACUGCACGCUCUUCGGAGGGAAGCAUCGAUCCCAGCGAUAACCCCCUUGUUUCUACUAAGGUACAAAUGGAUGCACGCCAGGUAGCCCAGGAAGGGACGCGGAAAGUGCGCGCGCACUCAAAGUCCACGGUGAUCCCUCUAAAAGAAGUGCGAUGAGGACUUUUGAAGGCGCACAAAUCAUGUCAUCGGCAGAUUGUAUCUGCUUUCUCGUGAGCCCCAGUGACAUCGAAGUUCCAUAUAAAUUUUGCGUUUGGUUUCAGAUGCGCGCUUGUCCGAAAUUAACUUCGAACGAAGGGCGUGCUGUUACCCCUUGGGAUCAACGUGCAGAUUGUCCACUGUGAUAGUUUGGUGGUGAGAAAUUCGGUGUGUUGAUCGCGAGUAAACAUAAGAACGGAAAUAGGUCCGCAUCAAUUUUUACGUCGUGUUAUUUUUUUAAUAAACGUGCUUGUUCACAUCA